GCGGCGGGUUUCCACCGUCGUCUAGUCAAAUGUUUACACCAGGAGUAAAGAAAACUAAAACAAAACACCCGCUUAUGAUGAGAAAUGGCGGUAGAUUCCGACAGUUUUAUACAGCUUCGGUUUCAUUGCUUGAGAAACCUGUCGACAAGUUUGUGCACCAAACCCGUAUCCCAAUUCAGGCGGUUUCUUUCGAUACGAAUUACCAGCUUCGACAACUCAUUGAUUCGGGGAAUCUGCGAGAUGCUCGCCAAGUGUUCGACAAAAUGCCGCACAGAGACGUCUUUUCAUGGACAGCCAUCAUUCAGGGAUACGUAGCUGCCUCAAACCACGACGAAGCGCUGAUUCUCUUCUCCGCAAUGCACGUCGAUCCUCGCGUCUCAGCAGAUACCCACGUGCUGAGUGUUGCACUCAAAGCUUGCGGUCAAAGUUCCAACGUUUCGUUUGGAGAAUCUUUACACUCUUUUGCGGAGAAAACUUCUCUGCUCAGCUCUGUCUUCGUCGGAAGUGCUUUAAUUGAUUUGUACAAGAGAACCGGAAUGAUCGACAAGAGCUGCAGAGUUUUCAGUGAAAUGGAUUUUAAAAAUACGGUGACGUGGACAACAAUCAUAACGGGCCUUGUUCACGCUGGUCGCCACAAGGAAGGGCUUUGUUACUUUUCGGAGAUGUCGAGGUUCAGAGAACUGCCUGAUACGUUUACAUUUGCCAUUGCCUUGAAGGCUUGUGCCUGUUUGCGUCAGCUCAGAUACGGACAGGGGAUUCAUACUCAUGUGAUUGUGAAAGGCUUCGGUGCCGUCCUAUGCGUGGCUAACUCUCUCUUCACAAUGUAUACCGAGUGUGGGGAAAUGGCAGACGCGCUGCGUUUGUUUGAGAGUAUGAGUGAGAGGGAUGUUGUUUCGUGGACAAGCCUUAUCACUGCGUAUAGCCGUAUAGGCCAAGAAGAAAACGCUGUGAACACAUUCUUACAGAUGAGAAACUCUGAAGUAUCUCCCAAUGAACAAACGUUUGCGUCCAUGUUCGCUGCAUGCGCGAGUCUUUCUAGGCUCGUUUGGGGAGAGCAGAUCCACGGUAAUGUUUUCUCUCUAGGGAUAGUUGAUUCUUUGUCAGUUAUCAACUCUAUGAUGAAGAUGUAUUCAACAUGUGGGAAGUUAGACUCUGCUUCUGUUCUGUUCCGAGGAAUGAGAUGCAGAGACAUUAUCUCGUGGAGCACGAUCAUCGGAGGGUACUCUCAAGGCGGAUUUGUAGAAGAAGGUUUUGAGUAUUUCUCAUGGAUGAGACAAUCAGGGACAAAGCCUACUGAUUUCGCUCUCGCUAGCUUGCUGAGCGUUUCGGGAAACAUGGCUGUUCUUGAGCAAGGCAGGCAAGUCCACGCGCUUUCACUUCACCUCGGUUUAGAACAGAACCCCACAAUACGCAGUGCGCUGAUUACUAUGUACUCGAAAUGUGGAAGCAUCGCAGAAGCUUCAAAGGUAUUUGAAGAAACGAACAUAGCUGAUAUUGUUGCUUUGACAGCUAUGACCAACGGAUAUGCAGAACAUGGAAAGAGCAAAGAAGCUAUCGAUCUGUUUGAGAAGAGUCUAAACGUUGGUUUCAGACCCGACGCUGUGACUUUCAUCAGCGUCCUCAACGCCUGCGCUCAUUCGGGACAGCUCGACCUCGGUUUUCACUACUUCAACGUGAUGCGAGAGAGGUACAACAUGAGUCCAGCCAAGGAACACUACGGUUGCAUGGUUGAUCUGUUGUGCCGAGCAGGGCGGUUAAGCGAAGCAGAGAAGAUGAUCGAUGAGAUGCCGUGUGAGAAGGAUGACGUGGUCUGGACCACGCUUCUCAGAGCGUGUACGGCCAAAAGAGACAUUGAACGUGGGAGAAGAGCGGCGGAGAGGAUAUUGGAGCUGGAUCCUACUUCUUCUACUGCGCUCGUAACACUAGCUAAUAUAUAUUCGAGCACAGGGAAGUGGAAAGAGGCUGCGAUUGUAAGGAAGAGUAUGAAAUCAAAAGGCGUGAUGAAAGAGCCUGGAUGGUCUUCGAUUUUGAUCAAGGAUCAGGUUUCAGCUUUUGCAUCUGGUGGUCAGUCUCAUCCACAAUGUGAAGAUAUAUACAGUAUCUUGGAAUUAGUAGUUCAUAGAUACGAUUGUGCAAUAAAGGGAGCUUUUGAGUCGACUCAAAUUUGUGAUCCUUAACUCUUUAAGUGUUUAGUAGCACAUAAACUGCAGAACCUAAGGCAGAUGCAGCAGCAACCGUAAAGACGGCUAUCUGUACUGGGAAUGAUGAGGCAAAAGCUUGGAGAACAAGUGAUUUCCAAGUGAUGUACCAUAAGGUGCAGUAAACAGAACCAAAGAUGGCACCCACCACCACUUGACUGGUCGUGUGAAGCUUCUGAGACACCCUUAACCAUGUCUGCAUAAAAUUAACAUGAGUGUGCGUGUAUAUUUCGUGCUAUAGAUAUGAAGAGAGAGAGAGAGAGACUUACAAAGUAAGAAGCCAAUGCGAGGAUGAAGCCACUAAGGAACAGAGAGAGUGGAUUAGUUCCAAGCCACUCCAUAACUGGGGGGAAACAUAAAAGUAAAAUCAUCUUUGAGAGUUUGACCAAAUGCAAAGAAGAAACAAUUGAGUAGCUGCUAACCAGAGAAGAGGGUAAAGAGAGAGAUGAAAGAAAUGGAUUGAGCAUGAGAGGAUGGCAUCCCAGGAUCAGAACGCAAUGUUGCAACCGGUCUCUCUUGGUUAAGUAUGCGUUUUAGAGUAACCGAAAGCAGAGAGUUGGAAAUAAAGCCAAUGACAGCCCACAAGGAUGCACCAUCAUGUCUUAGAAGCAGAACUGAUCCAAACAGAGCAGCUACAACCCAUUUGCUCUGCCAUUUAAACAGAGAGAUUGUAAUGUUUCAUUAUAGUCAAAACAUUUUUGUGUGCUACAGAGAAUUCGAAUACCAACCAGACGAUUAGCGGCGGCGUUGAUCCCAACACCGACCAAAUCAUUCGACGGAUUAUUAAUGAAAGCAUCUUGCUCGAGCGUCUCAAACCGUUCUUCUUCGCCGUCUCUCAAGGCAUGAGUUUUGACUAAAUAGGCCAUAGUUUUAGGGGCAGAGAAAGAGCAAAGACUCCUCCUAUUCAAAGGAAAGAUUAAGCUACAUCUUUGAUAUCGAGCGGAACUAGUGUAAGCUGGAUCAGAUGAAUGUUGAAAAUAAAAAUUGCAGGUAGGUUUGUGGAAGAGAGCAAGAGAUGACGACGCUGCUGCCAAUGCCAUUUCCAAAAUGAAAAGAAAA
Brassica napus (rape) is the source of this 3257-nucleotide messenger RNA. Its product is annotated as putative pentatricopeptide repeat-containing protein At3g47840. Gene Ontology annotation, molecular function: protein binding; RNA binding. NCBI's taxonomy places the organism in Eukaryota, Viridiplantae, Streptophyta, Magnoliopsida, Brassicales, Brassicaceae. The record is from RefSeq and is a predicted model, not a curated record. Bases 30 to 2177 code for a protein of 715 amino acids. The transcript has 2 exons. Gene Ontology annotation, biological process: RNA modification.